AUGAUCGAAUCUAAUGAUAAUAAAUAUCGAAUAAAACGUACAUUUGGUAGAUUUUUUAAUUUCGAAGCGAUUAAACGAAUGUCAACUGUACGAGAAGAAUCACAAGAAGAUAGUCAAGAAAUAAUUAAUGAACAACAUCAAUUUGAUAUAUCGGAAUAUGAUAUUAUCGAAUCAAUUGAGGAACAUAUCUAUCAAGAAACCUCACUUAAUGUUUUAUCAAUUGCUGAUUUAUUACAUGAACGAUUUGCAUUUGUAACGGGUGGUACAAGUCAUCAAUGUCCAAUUCUUAUAUUUCCGGAUAAUCCAUAUAAUGAAUUAACACAGGAAAAAUAUAAAAAACUAGUUACUUAUUUAACACAAAUACCUAAUGAAAAUGAACGUCAACUUGGUUUUGUUAUUAUUAUUGAUCGACGAUUAGAUAAAUGGAUGUCUGUUAAAUCUAUUAUGAGUUAUAUCGACGAUUAUUUUCCUUAUUCAAUUAAAUGUGUAUAUCUUCUUCGACCAAAUUCAUGGAUACAACGAGCUUUAUCUCGUUUAACAAUUUCAAAUAAUAAAACAUAUUUACAUCGUUUAAUUAUUUGUCAAACAGUAUCUGAAUUACAUGAAUUUAUAGAUCCAAGUCAAUUAUCUAAAGAUUUAGGUGGUUUAAUUGAUUUUCGUUUAUUUGAAUGGAUUGAACAACGAGCAGUUAUUGAAAAAUUAACUCAAUCAAUACAUGAUUUAAGUGAAAUGGUACUUAGAUUUAUAAAACAAUGUGAUGAAAUUGAAUUUCCUAAUGCGGUUGAAUUAACACAGAAAAUACUUAUUCAACAUUUAACACGAAAAAAUGAACUUGAACUUGAAUUACAACGAAUUAAAACAUGGGGUCAAUCACUUUUAUGUAUUAUUCGCCAAGAGCAUAAACAAUCUUCAUCACCAACAUCUCAUAAUAAUAUACUUGACAAGAAUAAUGAUAUUCAUCAACUUAUUUUAUCACCAGAUCGAUCGGCACAUGCUCGCGCAUGUUUAGAUGCUUUAACACAUAUUGAUUGUAUUGAAACUACUCUUUUACAAUUUUGGUCUAUACAUAAAACACGUUUAAAUCAUUGUCUUGCAUUACGUCAUUUUGAACAACGUUUUAAAGAGUUACAAUAUAUUUUUACAGAAUUAUGUAAUGAACUCAAUCAAUUACCUGAUAUAAAUACAAGUUUAUUUUUAUCGGACUAUUGUCGAUCUGAUAAUAGUAAUAAUAAUAAUAAUUGUAAAGAAGAACUUGAUCAAAUAUUAAAUCAACUUGAUGACCUUUCACAACGAACAGAAACGAUGAUUAAUCAUACUAUACUAUUGGCAAAUGAUGGCCUUGCUUUGAUUAUGGAACAACAGAAACAGCAGUCCAUAUCCUAUGAAAUUGAUUCGAUUGAACCAAAACGUCAAGAAUUAGAAGAAAUGAAGAAAAAAUUGAUCGAACAAAUAGAAGAAAAACGACAGAAUUUAAAAUUAUUGAAGUUAUACAUCGAUAAACUUGGUUCUAUUAAUGAUUGGUGUCUACGUGGAAAAGAUAUGUUAGCAAUGCAUCCUAUUCAUUUAUCAAAUGAGAAAGCUAUUCGAUCUUUAGCUGAACUUGAAUAUUUUCUUACCGAUCUAUCAACAAUGAAUAUCGAAGAAUUGCAACAUACAACAGCAACAGAACCACUUCAUUCAAUGAUUAUUCAAGUAUUUCAUCGUGUAAAUGAUGUACGAGAUUUAUGUGAAAAACGAUGUGAACAACUGCGACAACUUGCUAAACCUAUUUAUCGACCUGUACAACGUGUUUAUCCAUUAUCAUUGCCACAAAAUGAAUCAUUUAAUCUUCUUAAUACAACAACAUCGAUAUUACAACGACAACAAGAAAUAAACGAACAAUAUUCGUUAUUUGAUAUGGAUUCAAAUGCAUCAUCAUCAACAUCACAAAAUGAUUCAAAUGCAAAAAUGGAUAAGAAACAGAGACAUGUUGUUACAGAACUUUUAGUUACCGAACAAGUUUAUGUUGAAGAAUUACGCACUAUAAUUGAAGGUUAUAUGCUCAAAUAUGAUGAUCCUGAAUACUAUCGUUAUUUACCUUCAGUUAUAUUACAAAAUAAAUCAACACUUUUCUCUAAUUUACCUGAUAUUUAUUCAUUUCAUGAAAGAUUAUUCCUUCGUGAACUUCAACAAAUCUAUGCUAAUUCAUUAUUGAUUAAUUCUUGUUCGGUUGGAAGUGCUAUUGCUUCAUGUUUUAUCAAACGGAAAUCAAAUUUUAAAUUAUAUGAACAAUAUGUUCUUAAUAAAUCUCAAUCGGAACAUAUAUGGGAACAAUAUUGUUCUGGCCAUUCAUUUUUUACCAAAAUUCAAUUAUCUCUCGGUCAUCGACUUCCAUUAGAUUCAUAUCUAUUAAAACCUAUUCAACGUAUAACACAAUAUCAACUUUUAUUAAAAGAAAUGAUAAAAUAUACACGUCUUGAACAAGAACGUAUACAUUUACAAGAUGCUCUUAAUGUUAUGCUUAAUAUUUUAUCAUAUCUUAAUAAUGUUAUGCAUUCAACACAAAUUAUUGGUUAUUCUGAUAAUUUAAAUACAUUAGGACAAAUCCGUCUACGCGGUGAAAAUUGUUUAAUAUCAAAAGAAAAACGACGUGGAACAGUUUAUACACGGACAAAAACCAGUACAAGAGAUAUAUUUUUAUUUGAACGUGUUAUAUUAUUAUGUAAGAAAAAAGAUGAAGGGAAUGGAAAAUCUAUUCAUUAUCAAUAUAAAGAAUUAAUUAAAAUUGCUGAUAUUGCUGUUUGUACACAUCCGAAAAAUGAUCGAAAAAAAUUUGAAAUUGUAUUAAAAGAUUACUCAUAUAUUAUACAAUUUUCAUCAAAUGGAGAAAAAGUUGAAGAACUAACUGUACGUUGGAUUGAUACAAUUAAAAAAUGUGUUACACAACAAACAGAACAACGUCGAGCGGAAAUAAAACAUCGUAGUUCAUCAUUAGAUCAUUCAGCACAUUCACAUCGGCGACGUAUACAUAAUUUCGUGAAUAAUACUGUUCGAACUCCUGGAUCGGAUGAUGAACAAGUUCAUUUACCUAUUGCAUUAAUCGAUUUAAAUACAGAAUAUAUGAAACAAAAUAAUAAAAUGGUAUUUUAG
This is a messenger RNA of Adineta steineri, 3129 nucleotides long. Lineage: Eukaryota; Metazoa; Rotifera; Eurotatoria; Adinetida; Adinetidae. The record is from the annotation of a GenBank genome assembly.